Molecule: messenger RNA, 4371 nt
Organism: Thamnophis elegans (Western terrestrial garter snake)
Lineage: Eukaryota; Metazoa; Chordata; Lepidosauria; Squamata; Natricidae
Product: protein farnesyltransferase subunit beta-like
Biological process (GO): protein farnesylation
Cellular component (GO): protein farnesyltransferase complex
Molecular function (GO): protein farnesyltransferase activity
Source: RefSeq, a predicted model, not a curated record
AGCUCAAUUAUGGUCGUAAUUUGAGCACUACCUGUGUGCUCAAAGAAGAAUUUCAAUUCACUCCACAUAGCCCAAUGGAGUCGUUUAUUAUGUCUAGCUUAAUAUUUGGUCCCCACUUGAACGGAGAGAUCAAACGACACACCACGUGAGGUCGAUAGCGAGCCACACAGCUAAUUCACAAGCGCCUGAAAGCAAGGUCAGCAAAACUAAACCAUAGCUGCGCGUUGAGACCAUUGUCCUCUCCGAGCUGCCGUAGCUGAAUUUUAAGCCCAUUGCCUCUCGGUCGGAUUCGGGUAGCCGGAAUUGUUCGUGCGGAUUGAGCCCUUUUCUAAGAGCAUGGCGGCGGCGGAGGCAGAGGCAGAGAUAACAGUAGCUUCCACCCAUGACGGCGGCACAGAGAGAAGACGCCAUCAGUGUGGUGGGAGCGGCGACGCAUAUCGGGAGCGGCUGGACGACGACGGAGUUCGGACCCUCACUUCGGCGGAGCAGACAAAAGUGGAGGAUAUUGUUCAAGAAGUUUUUGAUGUUUACAAAAGAAAUCAUCACGACACCCAGUAUGUUUUGCAACAAGAGAAACAUUUUCACUACUUGAAGAGAGGACUGAGGCAAUUGACUGAUGCCUAUGAGUGUCUGGAUGCCAGCCGUCCAUGGCUGUGCUAUUGGAUCCUGCAUAGCCUGGAGCUCUUGGGGGAACCAAUCCCAGAUUCAGUAGCAUCAGACGUGUGCCAAUUCCAGCACUGUCAGAGCCCAAACGGAGGCUUUGGAGGAGGACCAGGCCAACACCCACAUCUUGCUCCAACAUAUGCAGCUGUGAGCCUCUGUAUUAUUGGCACUGAAGAGGCCUACAAUGCUAUUAACAGAGAGAAGCUUCUGGAAUACCUGUAUUCCCUGAAGCAGCCUGAUGGCUCCUUUAUCAUGCACCUAGGAGGUGAAGUUGAUGUCCGGAGUGCCUAUUGUGCUGCAUCCGUAGCUUCCCUUACAACAUUAUUCACCAUCUCUCUUUGAAAAAACUGCAGAAUGGUCGCAAGAUGUCAAAACUGGGAGGGCGGUAUCGGUGGUGUCCCUGGCAUGGAAGCCCAUGGAGGAUAUACAUUUUGUGGAUUGGCAGCCUUGGUCAUUCUCAAAAGUGAACAAGUUUUGAAUUUAAAAAGUUUAUUACACUGGGUUACAAGCCGUCAGAUGCGUUUUGAAGGAGGGUUUCAGGGUCGUUGUAACAAGCUGGUGGAUGGCUGCUACUCAUUCUGGCAGGCUGGUUUACUGCCUCUCCUACAUCGAGCUUUGCAUGCCAAAGGUGAUCCCGCUCUCAGUAUGACACACUGGAUGUUUGACCAACAAGCUCUUCAAGAGUAUAUCUUGUUGUGUUGCCAAUGUCCUGCAGGAGGUCUUUUGGAUAAGCCAGGAAAGUCUCGAGAUUUUUACCAUACAUGCUACUGCCUGAGUGGGUUGUCAAUAGCACAGCAUUUUGGCAGUGGAGAUCUUUUACAUGAAGUUGUGCUAGGAGUGCCAGAGAAUCGCUUGCAGCCAACGCAUCCUGUCUACAACAUCUCCCCUGGCAAAGUGAUGCAAGCCGUGAUGCACUUCCUGAAAAAGCCAAUUCCAACUACUAGAGAAGAGACUUUUACUAACUGAGCCUUUUCGCUGCCCUUAGAGAGACUCUGCAGUGUACUGUCCUGAUGUUCAGCGCAAUAAUGCUGCUGUCUAUCGUCUUGGAUGAUGUGGGACUUGAGCCAUGAAGCUAACUUCCUCAGGCUCUACUUUGUGCGUGCGUGUCUGUCUUUUGAGAGAGCUUUGCUAGCCAUACCAAAAAUAUACCAGUUUUUUAAAAGAACGGAAUAGCUGAUUGGCUCUGUGAUGGUGUAUGGUUGGUCAUGCUGGGUGCUCACUUAGGCAGGAAGCUCUCUCAUUAAGGAGCAGCUUUGUUUUUGAAACAAUGCAGCAUGUUACUAUCGUAAGCAUCUGGCAAAGCAGCUCUGUUGUUUCAUUUGCACUAUGCUAAGCAUCAUGGGGGUGGGAGGAUUGGGGGUGAGGUGGGGUGGGGGUGCAGCUUCAUCAUCAGCUGCAUACUGGCUUGGCCAGAGAUGGUACAUUGAUCUCCUGCUCUGGAAGGCAGUUUCUUUAUUUGGCUAUUUACAUUCCCUGAGGAAUUCUAAACAUUUCUAGCCAGGAGAUUAGUUUCCCAGCUAUUGGAUACAUCAAGAGAAAGAAAACCAAGCCAAAUGGUGUAUGCAUAUCCUGAGUACGUAGUUCUGCAUCACAUGUUGGAGCACGCUGGGGAAGUGUGGUCUUGAACAUUGGUACUUUUUGCCUAGAGCAAAAAAAGGGAGAUAAGAAUGCUUCUGCAAGAUUUUAUUUCCCUUGCAAAUUGCUUGUCCAGGGAUGGGAUUGAUAAUACAAUGAUGUUUAUGCAUUUUAUAAGAUAUAUACAGUAUAUAUAAAUAAAACUAUACAGUACAUUCAGAAAGUAUUCAGACCUCCUUCACUUUUGUCAGUUUUGUUAUGCUACAGUCUGAUUCUACAAUUGUUGAAAUCCAUUUUCUUCUCAUUAAUCUACACUUGGUACCCCAUAUUGACGUAAAAACAGAAUUUUAGAAAUGUCGGUAAAUUUAUUAAAAAGAAAAAAACUGAAACAUCGCAUUGGCAUAAAUAUUCAGACCCUUUGCAACAACAUUUGAAAUUUCUCCUAUUUCUCUUGAUCAUUGCUGACAUGUUUCUACAUCUUGAUUAGAAUCUAUAUGUGGUAAAUUAAAUUGAUCGGAUAUGAUUUGGAAAGGGACACACCUCUCUAUAGAAGGCCUCAUAGCUGGCAUACCUGUAGCAGAGCAAAAGCCAUGAGGUCAAAGGAACUGCCUGAAGAGCUCAGACUGGAUUAUUGCUAGGCACAGAUCUGGGGAAGGCUACCAUAACAUUUCUGCUGCACUGAAGGUUCCUAAGACACAAUGGCUCCAUAAUUCUCAAAUGGAAAAAGUGCGGCACAACCAGGACGCUUCCAAGAGUUGGUUGCUGGUCAAACUGAGCAAUUGGGGGAGAAGGGCCUUAGUAAGAGAGAUGACCAAGAACUUCAUGGUUACUCUGAUUGAUCUCUAGAGACCCUCUAUAGAGAUGGGACAGAGUUCCAGGACAACGAUUACUGCAGUCCUCCACUGAUCUGAGCUUUAUAGCGGAGUGGCUAGAUGGAAACCUCUCAGUGCAAAACAUGAAAGCCUACUUCGAGUUUGUAAAAAAGCACCUGAAGAAUACACUGAUUGUGAGGAACAAGGUUCUCUGGUAUGAUGAAACCAAGAUUGAACUGUUUAGUCUCAAUUCUAAACGUUAUGUCUGGAGGAAACCAGGCACUGCUUAUCACCUGCCUGAUAUCAUCCCAACAGUGAAGCAUGGUGUCAGCAUCAUCAUGCUGUGGGCAUGUUUUUCAGCAGCAGGGACUGGGAGACUGGUCAGGCUUGAAGGAAUGGAGCAAAAUUGAAUGGAGCAAAGUGCAGGGAUAUUCUCAAUAAAAACCUGUUCCACCGCACUCAGGACCUCAGACUGGCCCAAAGGUUCACUUUCCAACAUGACAAUGAUCCUAAACACACAGUCAAGGCAACACAGGAGUGACUUAGGGACAACUGAAUGUUCUAGAGUGGCCCAUCAGAGCUCUGAUGUGAACCCUAUUACACAUCUCUGGAGGGACCUGAAAAUGGCUGUCCACUGACGGUCGCCAUCCAACCUGACUGAGCUUGAGAGGAUUUGCAAGGAAAAAUGGCAGAAAAUCCCCCAAUCCAGGUGUGCAAAGCCUGUUGGGUCAUAUCCAAAAAGACUCAAGGCUGUAAUUUCUGCCAAAGGUGCUUCAACAAAACACUGAGUGAAGGAUCUGAAUACUUAUGUCAAUGUGAUAUUUCAGGUUUUUUCUUUUUAAUAAAUUUACAGACAUUUCUAAAAUUCUGUUUUCACUGUCAUUCUGAGGUACUGAAUGUAGAUUAAUGAGUAAAAAGAUAGAUUUCAACAACUCUACAAUCAGGCUGCACCGUAACAAAAUUGACAAAAGUGAAAGGGGUCUGAAUACUUUCUGAAUGUACUGUAUAUACACUAAUUCCUUUCUUAUUACUUGUACAGUUGUGACUGUUAAUAAAAUUCUUCACAGUAAAUGUGUUUUAAUUCAGAGGGCUGCUAGAAAAUCCUUUUAGUGCUGGGCUACACAUUAAGAAAAAUAAUUAUAUUUAGUCUUCUUGGGGUUGUAUUUUUCUCCUGCAUGGUAAGAAGAGGCAUCAGGGAAUAUUCCACCUAUAUUAAAAUAAUAUCACCUCAUAUGUCAUUGGAACUUUCAGUCAUCUUACCUGCAUUUGGUGUUUUCGGCUUAAAGUGUGAUCGGAGCUGCCAUAUUUCUAUAAAUCUUGU